Messenger RNA from Sturnus vulgaris (Common starling), 2586 nucleotides. Its product is annotated as coagulation factor XIII B chain. The record is from RefSeq and is a predicted model, not a curated record. Gene Ontology annotation, biological process: blood coagulation. Lineage: Eukaryota; Metazoa; Chordata; Aves; Passeriformes; Sturnidae.
UACUCAGGGGCUAGGCUGGAGGAUGGGGGAAUUGUCUAUCUCCUCUGAUUUCAGCCAAGGUAAAUAAUCUGAUAACAGAAUGCCCUUUAAACCUGGGACUCUGGAGGUUGUGAAGGGAACAGUGAUCAGCAAGUUUAAAUUGUUCCAUAAGCUCGUUGCCUGAUUUCACUGUAAAAUGAUAAAUUACAGAUGGCAAAGUGUAAGAAUCCUGCCAGUCUAGUGCUAAGGUCUUUGCAGAACUAAUAUGAAUGAAAAUAGUUUUUCUAGUGAAUUAACUUGCGACAAAAUACCAUAGACAUUAAGGCAUUUGUUGAAUACCUUUAAAAAUUCAGUUAAUUAUUUACAAAAGUAAUACUUAGGGAGUUUUCAGAGGUGGUGGAAACUGUACAUGGAGAGAGUAAUGAAGAUGAGAUUUAAAAGCUAUUUUAUCUUCUUAGUUAUGGUGUGUUCAGGCAAACUCUUUGCAGAAGAUACAUCUUGUGAUUUGCCACAGAUAGAAAAUGGAAAUCUUGCCCAGUACUAUUACAGUUUCAAAAGUUACUAUUUCCCUAUGCAAAAAGGAAAAAAGCUCUCCUAUUCUUGUGUGGUUGGUCACACAACUGAAAGUGGGACUCAAGAGGGAAGAAUAACUUGUACAGCCAAAGGAUGGUCUCCAUUGCCACGAUGCUACAGAAAAUGCACCAAGCCUCAUUUGGAAAAUGGCUCUUUUUACAGUACAGAAAUGGACUUUAAAAUCCAUGAGAAAUUGCAAUACAAAUGUAACCCAGGCUACCACACCCCAAGUGGUGCUACUGAAGAUACAGUGCAGUGUCAGCCACAAGGAUGGUCCUUCCAGCCGAGCUGUACUAAAAAACUUGAGUCGUGCCGGGUGCCCAGGUUACAGCACGGCAGCUACUCCGGGGCGGAGCAGGAGGUGCGGCUGAACGGGACGCUGCGGUACCGCUGCGAGCACGGCUUCCGAAGCGCCGAGGGGAGCGCCGCCGCCACCGCGCUGUGCCUCGCACACGGCUGGCACCGCGUCCCCAGCUGCACCAGGAUAACUUGUCCCACUUUGAGUGAAGUGGCUCAUGGAGGUUUCUAUCCUGUGGAGAAGAUCUAUGAAGAAGGAGAUGUAGUUCACUUUUUCUGUGACAAACAUUAUUCUCUCACUGGAUUUGACUUAAUUCAAUGCUAUAAUUUUGGGUGGUAUCCAGACCCUCCAGUGUGUGAAGAUGUAAAACAUAAAUGUCCUCCACCACCACUCCCUCAUGGCCAUAUCAGCACAGCCAGAAGAACAUAUCAUAAUGGAGACAAAGUUCAUGUACAGUGUACCUUGGGAAGGAGAGGCUCUGAGGAAAUCCAGUGUGAAGGAGGAAAAUGGACAUCACCCUCUGUCUGUAUUGGAACUGUGGAUAAACAGGAAUCUGGGGCAUCACCACCACUCGAGGCAGAUGCAGAAAUAAGGGCAAGCCAAACACAUCACAAUGAAGAUAUGAAAAUGCAGCAAGACUGUGCCUCUCCACCUGUGAUUAAAAAUGGGGGUGUCCUGGGCCCAUUAUUGGCAAGUUACAAAAACGGUUCCUGGGUAGAAUAUGUUUGUCAGCAUUACCACUUUUUGGAUGGGCCCAGUACUGUUUAUUGUGACCAUGGAAACUGGACAGAGCAACCAACAUGCUUAGAACCAUGUAUUCUUAAUGUAACUGAUAUGGACAGCAACAACUUAACAUUGAAAUGGAGACGGGAAGAAUUAAUUUUCCUACAUGGAGAUCUCAUCGAGUUUGAAUGUAAACAGGGAUAUGGUUUUCUCCAGACUGCCAUUCCAUCUCCUGGGAGGACACAGUGUGACCAUGGCAGACUGAAAUAUCCAAAAUGUGUUAUUCAAGCUGCUGCAGAAAAAUGUGGCUCUCCACCCUCUAUUGCAAAUGGAGCUCUUACUCUCCCAGCACUGCCCCAGUAUGACAGUGGCUCUUCAGUUCAGUAUAUUUGCUCUGAUUAUCACUUUUUGCAAGGCUCUGAGAGAAUCUACUGCUCCGAAGGACAAUGGACUUCGCCACCAGUUUGUAUAGAGCCGUGCACUUUAUCAAAAACUGAAAUGGAGAAAAAUAAUGUGCUGCUGCAAGCAUUCUAUGCAGACCAAGUUUACUUUUACCACGGGGAUUAUGUUGGAUUUUACUGCAAACAGAACCAUUUUGGAGCAGAAUCUGGCACAACUUUAUUUCAAGUACAGUGUAAUAACGGACAGCUGGCAUAUCCAAGGUGUGUUGAAAGAGGAAAGCAAGUAUGGACUUGAGGAAAACCUGUAGGAAAGGUAAAGAGCCUUGGAAGGACUGAGCUUGAGGAACAACAGAAAACAGCAAGUAUAAAAAAAGUUUUUAAGGGAUCUGUAAAACUACUUAAAAAGUAUACAAAUUUACUGAGAAGUUAAUAAUUAUUUUAAGAAUAUUAAAAUCCAAGUACUUAGUAUGAUUUCCUAUGACACUUAAAUACUGAAUUCUUAAGGUUCUGCCUGAGAACAAGUGUGUCUACAUCUCUGAAGAAAAUCCAGGAAUAUGGACAAUGUUUGCUUUGCAUCCAUUUUAGUCUGUUUUAAUAAAAAAGCCACUCUAA